ACUGGGCGCUCUGCGGCCUUGUGAAGCGGGCGGAUUGGCUGGGGGCGCUUCGCUCAGCCAAUCCGGGCGCGUCCGGGCGUCGCGGCCCCGCCUCCUUCCCAGCGCUCGGGACUUGUAGCGCUCCGCGGGAAGAAGGCUGGAGCCCCGGUAACCGUGGGGCUGGGAUGGAGGCGGCAGUGGCGCCGGGGAGGGAUGCGCCCGCACCCGCGGCGAGUCAGCCCAGCGGCUGCGGAAAACACAACUCGCCGGAGAGGAAAGUUUAUAUGGACUAUAAUGCAACCACUCCCCUGGAGCCAGAAGUUAUCCAGGCCAUGACCGAGGCCAUGUGGGAAGCCUGGGGCAAUCCCAGCAGCCUGUAUCCAGCAGGAAGAAAGGCCAAGGAUACUAUAAAUGCAGCCCGGGAAAGCCUCGCAAAGAUGAUAGGGGGGAAACCUCAAGAUAUAAUCUUCACUUCCGGGGGCACUGAGUCAAAUAAUUUAGUAAUCCAUUCUGUGGUGAAACAUUUCCACGCAAACCAGACCUCAAAGGGACACGCGGGUGGGCACCACAGUCCAGUGGAGGGGGCCAAGCCCCAUUUCAUUACUUCCUUGGUGGAACACGACUCCAUCCGGCUGCCCUUGGAGCACCUGGCGGAAGAACAAGUGGCAGCGGUCACCUUUGUCCCUGUGUCCAAGGUGAGCGGGCAGGCAGAGGUGGAUGACAUCCUCGCAGCUGUCCGCCCGACCACACGCCUUGUGACCAUCAUGCUGGCCAACAAUGAGACCGGCGUUGUCAUGCCUGUUCCUGAAAUCAGUCAGCGCAUUAAAGCCCUGAACCAGGAACGGGUGGCAGCUGGGCUGCCUCCCAUCCUCAUGCACACAGAUGCUGCACAGGCCUUGGGGAAGCAGCGCGUGGAUGUGGAGGACCUGGGCGUGGACUUCCUUACCAUCGUGGGCCACAAGUUUUAUGGUCCCAGGAUUGGCGCACUUUAUGUACGAGGACUUGGUGAAUUUACCCCUCUCUACCCUAUGCUGUUUGGAGGUGGACAAGAACGGAAUUUCAGGCCAGGGACAGAGAACACCCCAAUGAUUGCUGGCCUUGGGAAGGCCGCGGAGCUGGUGACCCAGAACUGCGAGGCUUACGAGGCCCACAUGAGGGAUAUCCGCGACUACCUGGAGGAGAGGCUGGAAGCUGAAUUCGGUCAGAAGAGAAUCCAUCUGAAUAGCCAGUUUCCAGGGACCCAGCGGCUUCCCAAUACCUGCAACUUCUCCAUCCGGGGACCCCGGCUUCAAGGCCACGAGGUGCUUGCGCAGUGCCGAGUGCUGCUGGCCAGUGUGGGGGCUGCGUGCCACUCGGACCAUGGGGACCAGCCGUCCCCAGUGCUGCUGAACUGCGGCAUCCCCUUCGACGUGGCCAGGAACGCGCUCCGCCUCAGCGUGGGCCGCAGCACCACCAGGGCCGAAGUGGACCUCGUCGUGCAGGACCUGAAGCAGGCCGUGGCGCAGCUGGAGAACCAGGCCUAGCGCCGGGGCCGCCCUCCCCGCCCCGCUUCUAGGAAGCCCGUGGCAGGGCUCAGGAUUGUCCCUCCAGUUCCCUCCUGAGGGCUGGGCCAGGAUGACUGUCUCAUGCCCCCUCUGCAUUCUGUCCUGGAGUGCCUGCAAGUGUGCACCCCCAGUUUCCUUCCCUGGACCCCUGCAGAGCUCACAGGGCCCAGGACACCAAUGCCACAUAGGAACGCCCACAUAGAACCGUCCUCCAGUGGUGAAGUGGAAACACCAGCUUCAUCCACCCUCCCCACUGGGAACUGGGCAAGCCUGUUGGAAGUGCCCUUUCCUGGAAGGUGUUUUUAUCAGGAAGAUAGAAUCCAAGUAUUUAUAACUCAUUGUCAGCCAAAUGCUAUCAUGAACAUAGGAAACUUGAUUUUCUUGCUUUGAUCGUGGCCUCGCACCUGUACUUUUCCUGAGUGGUCUCUUCUCAGGCCCUUUUUAGUCCCUUUCCAAAGCUGCCCCCACCACCCUGCUCCUCUGGCCUCAGUGCACAGUGGCCCCCAGCCUCAGCCAGGCCUGCUCUGCUCAGCGCCUACCGCACACCACCCCUCCUGCUUCCCCGAGCCUGACCCUGUUCUGCCCACUGGCACUCAGGGCUGCGCGCUUCCCCAUCCACAGUCCCCAGGCCUUCUCGUCUUGUCCCUUUUGAUCAUUAACUCAGGGUUUCAGCUCCAACCUCACUGAGCUGGUGCAGCUCCAGGUCAUUCCUGGGGUGGGAAUUGGAUCAUCCCUGACUCAGCUUUUACCUUAAUUUUAUUUGCAGAGGAUUUUUUCUCAAAAUACUCUGUGGCAUUUGGACACACAUCCCAUGUCGAUGUUUGCAUAGGAGUCAUUUUCAGUGGAAUAACACUUUUAAUGUGUAGUUUUACGGUUCAAGGAACUACAUAAUGAUUUUGAGGAAACGCUUGCCAGAAACUAAAUGAACAAAAGAUUUCAGUGCC
Molecule: messenger RNA, 2467 nt
Organism: Macaca mulatta (Rhesus monkey)
Lineage: Eukaryota; Metazoa; Chordata; Mammalia; Primates; Cercopithecidae
Gene: SCLY
Product: selenocysteine lyase
Source: RefSeq, a predicted model, not a curated record